This is a messenger RNA of Ordospora colligata OC4, 603 nucleotides long. RefSeq lists its product as uncharacterized. The record is from RefSeq and is a predicted model, not a curated record. NCBI's taxonomy places the organism in Eukaryota, Fungi, Microsporidia, Ordosporidae. Bases 1 to 603 code for a protein of 200 amino acids. The transcript has a single exon.
AUGGCAGGGAAGAUCAGUGCCGGCACUACUAACAAGUACUUGUUUGUAAUACAAAUUAUUCUAUUGGGAUUGAUUGUGUCGCUGUUGUUCCAUCUUGACUUUAUUAAGACACCGACUAGCGAUUAUGGACUGAUUCAAAGGAACAACAAUGAAAUACAAGAGUAUGUAUAUGACCAGAAUACCAAUAAGUCCAAGAUGAACGUUGACAGCAGUAAGACGGUUGAUGGAAUGUGGAAGCAUUACGAUGUUGUGAAGACAAAGGCUAUUUUGAUGACAUCUGACAACGAACAUGUCAAGAUAUUUGACUUUAGCAACUUCAGCAUGAAGCAGUAUGAACGAGAAGCGUACCUGAAGUAUUUGAACGACAUGGGAGGAUAUGUGCCGUUCUUGAGAAUUUUGAGGUAUGGAAUACGCAAGUUCUUAAUUGAUGCGCUGAAGGACAAGAUUGAAAAGGAGAACAAUGCGCCUGUGAUUUAUGGAUGCCUUAUUAUACCAAACACAGAAGGAGGAUACAAAUUUAUGUCGAGGCUGGAUGUUAUGGAUGUUGAAUGCACCUGGAGGGAUAUUAAAUGCGUUUACAUCAAGGAAGAGAGCAAAAAAUAA